UGUGCUAGACUGCCGGUCUUGUUUACCCGAUUAAAAUUGUAAAAUCAUUUAAAAGAAAUUCAUUCUUGAUUAUUAAUUUUAUCUAACAGAAUUACUCUUGCUUUUAGCUACCCAACUAAAUUUAUAAUUUACACAUUCUAAUAUCGAUUUGGCAGAUCGGAGAGGUGCAAAAGGUCAAACUUUGAAACAUGCGUCGCUACGUCCACCGUCUGCUGCGGCUUCGGAACCUCUUAAUUCUAGUCUUAAUCUUGAUUGUGCUGUACACAUUGAGGUCGUGGCCCGACACUAUAGAAAGAGAACCACCAGUCGUAGUGCCAGAGCUAAGUGCAUUGAGUGGCACUAAAAUUCCUGUAUUUGUGCCUAAGAGCAUGAAGAAAAUUGAUUGGCACAACUACAUUCAAAUAGUACAAGAUGAGAAACGCACGGGUAUCGGAGAGCAUGGCUUAGCAGCUUCUUUGCCGUCAUCAGAAGCGUCUCUAGAAGAGAGUCUGUAUGCUGUUAAUGGGUUUAAUGGAGCUCUUAGCGACAAAAUUCCACUCAACCGCUCCCUGAGGGACAUCAGGCAUAGUGGAUGUAAAUCUCGCCUGUAUAUAGAAUCACUGCCUACUGUGAGCGUGGUGGUGCCAUUCCACAAUGAACACUGGAGUACUCUACUACGGACGGCACAGAGCGUUGUCAACCGCUCGCCGCCACAGUUACUGAGAGAAGUCUUGUUGGUGGACGACGCUAGUACCAAAGACUUUCUAAAAAGCAAGCUAGACGAGUACUUAGCUGCGAACAUCCCUAAAGCCCGGGUCAUACGUUUGGAGAAGCGCAGCGGGCUCAUCACAGCGCGACUCGCGGGCGCGCGGCAAGCCACGUCAGAUGUGCUGGUAUUCUUGGAUUCGCACACGGAGGCUAAUGUCAACUGGCUGCCACCAUUGCUAGAGCCGAUAGCCCUAGACUACCGCACGGCAGUCUGCCCGUUCAUCGACGUGGUUGACUACGCGACGUUCGAGUACCGGCCGCAGGACGAGGGCGCGCGCGGCGCCUUCGACUGGGAGCUGUUCUACAAGCGCCUGCCCGUGCUGCCGCGCGACGAGGAGCGCAUGCCCGAGCCCUUCCCGUCGCCGGUGAUGGCGGGCGGGCUGUUCGCGAUCUCGCGCGCGUGGUUCUGGCAGCUCGGCGGGUACGACCCCGGCCUCGACAUCUGGGGCGGCGAGCAGUACGAGCUCAGCUUCAAGAUCUGGCAGUGCGGCGGGCGCAUGCUGGACGCGCCGUGUUCGCGCGUGGGCCACAUCUACCGCAAGUUCGCGCCCUUCCCUAACCCCAACCACGGCGACUUCGUGGGCAAGAAUUACCGGCGGGUAGCGGAAGUGUGGAUGGACGAAUACGCGGAGUACUUGUACCAGCGGCGGCCGCACUACCGCCUGAUCGACACGGGGGAUAUUUCUGAGCAGCAGGCUAUUCGGCAGAAACUCAAGUGCAAGUCCUUCCGCUGGUUCAUGACGCAGGUGGCGUUUGAUCUCAUUGCCAAGUAUCCCCCUGUGGAACCCAAAGCGUUCGCGCAUGGACGGAUCCGUCCAGCGGAAGCGCUGGACUUGUGCGCGGACGCGUACAACGGCAACAGCAAGGACUCGCUGCUACUGAAACCGUGCCAGAAGGGGCUCACUGAGCAAAACUGGGAGUUCACCUGGCAUAAGGACAUCAAAGUGAAAAACCGGCGGACAUGCUGGGACCUGCCGGACGCGUCGCUCAACAGCCCCGUGCGCCUCUACGACUGCCACCUCGGCGGCGGCAACCAGGAGUGGCGCUACGACCCGAAAACGCACCAAAUCCGCAAGUCAGAGAGAGUAUGCCUGGACAGUUCGGCAUCUGACCAGCUGUUGUUCGUAUCACAUUGCGACACAGACUCGCCGUCGCAGCGUUUCAAGAUCGACCACGUUGACCUCGACGCGCUCUCCAAAUGGGACUCUCUUCAUCUCGCCGUCACUGGGCCCGAGGUGCCGGACUGGUAUGUAGACUAACAGGUAUGAGAGGAACGAGAUAAUGUUAAUGUAUCUGGUAGUUAUACACGAUUAUACCUUGAUAUUUUUCUGGCACGAACGAAGUGACACUAGUGAAUUCCUUCCGAUAUUUAGUUCAUUGAUAACUUACAUUAUAAUAUGUCAUUAAUUAUUUCCGUGGCAAUAAAUCUUGAGUAGUUUCAUG
Messenger RNA from Leguminivora glycinivorella, 2190 nucleotides. RefSeq names its product N-acetylgalactosaminyltransferase 6-like. The coding region runs from base 189 to 2006 and encodes 605 amino acids. The record is from RefSeq and is a predicted model, not a curated record. Gene Ontology annotation, cellular component: Golgi apparatus. NCBI's taxonomy places the organism in Eukaryota, Metazoa, Arthropoda, Insecta, Lepidoptera, Tortricidae. The transcript has 14 exons.